This is a messenger RNA of Helicoverpa armigera (cotton bollworm), 1546 nucleotides long. RefSeq names its product alpha-tocopherol transfer protein-like. Bases 93 to 1037 code for a protein of 314 amino acids. The transcript is spliced from 6 exons. The record is from RefSeq and is a predicted model, not a curated record. Gene Ontology annotation, cellular component: membrane. Gene Ontology annotation, molecular function: phosphatidylinositol bisphosphate binding. Lineage: Eukaryota; Metazoa; Arthropoda; Insecta; Lepidoptera; Noctuidae.
ACAAAGAAUUUCAAUACAAACACAAAACUCUCACGCAUUGUGACGAAAAAAAAUUAACAAUUUAAUUAGUGUUGACAAAAAUUUGUUUCAAAAUGGGAUUAAGUACUGAGACAAGUCUUUUGGCAUUACCUGAUGAAACUAUUGAGAAGAUAAGAAAGACUUUCAAUUUGGAAAAACCAGAGAGGCGUGCAGAAGCUGUCAAAAUAUUACAAGAGUGGCUUCAGAAGCAGGAUCAUAUUAUCAAGAAGGAUUUUAGUGACGAUUACUUAGAGAGAGUGCUAAUCACAUGCAAAGGUUCCGUAGAAAAGGCGAAAAAACAGAUUGACAGAUUGUGUACAUUGAAAACUCUUUUACCGAAGUUUUUUGCUAUGACAAAUGUCAAGACAGAUUUACCGGAAGAUUAUUUUGAGGAUAAAUUGUUCAUCCCUCUACCUCAGCUUACUAAGGAUUUGUACAGAGUCGUACUUUUAAGCUUUGCUGGUAAGCAGAUAACCAGCGAGGUACUAUGGCAUUACUUCCAAUUUAGUGUUGUUCUUAGCGAAUAUAUGAAGCUUAAUGAUUAUUUACAUGGUAUCAUUAUAGUAUAUGACUUCAGGCAUGUUAAUUUAUUUGACUUGGUGACCAAAUUGAAUACUGUGGAGUUGCAACAGUUUGUCAGUAUUCUUGUUGAAGGAUUCGGUGCCAGAUUAAAAAGCAUACAAGUAUUAACCGAAUCAAAAGCCGUAGAAAUAUUAAUUAACAUAGUUAAACAAGUUGUUAGUGAGAAAAUUGGUAAAAGAUUUGUAGUACAGAACAGCUUGGAAGGGCUUUAUAAAGUAGUGCCAAAAGAAAUUCUACCAGUAGAAUAUGGUGGUGAGGAAAGAUCCGCACAUAAGUUACAAGAGGAAAUAAUGGAAGAACUAUCGAUGGAAAGACACGUGAAAUACAUGGAGAUGAUGAGCAAAGCCUGCACUGAUGAAACGAAGCGACAUGCUGGGAAAUUCAAUGAAGAAUAUAUGGGCAUGCCUGGGUCUUUUAGAAAUUUAAGUGUAGACUAAUAAUAAUUGAUAAAUUAUAUAAAAUUAAAUAAGUUAUAUUCUUAGUAAUUUGGCAUGGUAAUGUGAAAAUAUUAGUUCAAUUAAAAAUAAAGGCGAUGUCAGACGAUUUUUUCUGCGCGUACAUGCGCUCGUGUCGACUUAUUAUCACACUUUGAGCUUCAAAUAUUAGAGCUACGUACGGUUUCUUAUAUUACUUUCUAUAUACGGAGUUUCUUUACAUUAUGUAGUUGUGAGUAAUAAAUGCUCGCAAUUAUAAUCAUCAACGCUCGUACAAGUUGCAGCGUUUGUUAAAACUGGAGCUAACAUGAAUUAAACAUUAUUAAACAGGUUAUACAUACCAGUGUAUACGGCUUUGUUACUGCUUGUCUGAAAUAGCUCUUAAAUAUGAUUUUAUGCUCAGAUAAAUGAAUAAGAUUAUAUGCAAGAUUUUGACGAUAAAGAGGCAAAUAGGUCACAUACAUAUUUAAAAUCCUUAUAAUCUAUUUUAUUUUUAGGGUUCCGUACCUCGA